AUGCUGCGGCACUGUGCCCCGGGCUCACCGGGCCCCCGGUCCGUCCGUGCCCUGCCGCCCUCCGCCCGCGCCCUGCGGCAGCGCCUGCGCCAGUAUGCAGAACGGAUCCCAGAGGCUGAAGCAGUACUCGACAUACUGGAGAAAUGUCCAGAGCACCAAAAAAAAGGAGGUUUUCCCGUCGUAGUUUUUGAGGGACUGGAUGCCACAGGCAAAACCACGGUGACCCAGGCUGUUAAGGACACCCUGAAUGGCAUUCUGCUGCAGUCCCCACCAGCUUGCAUCAGCCAGUGGAGGACUGUAUUUGAUGAUGAGCCAACACCCAUUAAAAGAGCAUUUUAUGCUGCAGGCAACUACAUUCUGGCUUCAGAGAUAGCAAAAGCGUCCACUCAGGCACCUGUGAUCAUAGACAGAUACUGGCACAGCACAGCUGCCUACACAAUUGCCACUGAAACAAGUGGGAAAGUCCAGGAUCUUCCACCAGCUCAAGAUGAGGUGUAUCAGUGGCCUGAAGAUCUGCUUAAACCUGAUCUUGUUCUUCUCCUGACUGUUGACCCUGAAGAACGAGCCCGGAGACUUCAGCAUCGGGGGCUGGAAAAAACAAAGGAGGAAGCUGAGCUGGAAGCUAACAGCUUGUUUCGCCAAAGAGUUGAAGAGUCAUACAGAAGGAUGGUGAAUCCUUCAUGCCAAGAGGUUGAUGCCAGCCCCUCCAAGGAAGAGGUUCUCAAGACUGUUCUGCAACUAAUUAAGAAACACUGUGCUUUUUGAAAGCAACUUUUAUGUAGUAGCACUUAAAAGAUACUUUUUAUUGCCCCACUGGUUUUGGUACCUGAAAAUGUCGUGAUGUGUUUUGUCUCACAGAAAUACUGAAUAUGGUUUUAUUCUGUCAACAGUAAUCUGCGCAGGGUAUCUGUUUUGUGGUUGUUACUGUACUUUUCUGUAUAAGGCAAAAUGCUACUCAUGUCGUUCAGCAUUCUUAGUAAAGAAACAAACAUAUUACAGUCAUGCACGAAGUACCUCAGAGUGCUCUCUGACACCAGGACAUUUUGAGAUGCCAUCAUGUUGCAUCUUCAUCACCAGGAGAACCUAUUCCCCAAUCCACUGUGUACCAAAAUUUGCUGCACUGCAUCAGGAGCAUUAAAUGCCCGAGGAGAGGCUGAAAUAUCAUCAGCACUAAAACAAUAGAAUGAUCAUAACAUUUAGGAACAGAAAA
Sturnus vulgaris (Common starling) is the source of this 1210-nucleotide messenger RNA. RefSeq names its product cytidine/uridine monophosphate kinase 2 (gene CMPK2). Gene Ontology annotation, molecular function: nucleoside diphosphate kinase activity; ATP binding; dTMP kinase activity. The record is from RefSeq and is a predicted model, not a curated record. Gene Ontology annotation, cellular component: mitochondrion; cytoplasm. NCBI's taxonomy places the organism in Eukaryota, Metazoa, Chordata, Aves, Passeriformes, Sturnidae. Gene Ontology annotation, biological process: dTDP biosynthetic process; dUDP biosynthetic process; dTTP biosynthetic process.